Messenger RNA from Acaulospora morrowiae, 383 nucleotides. Lineage: Eukaryota; Fungi; Glomeromycota; Glomeromycetes; Diversisporales; Acaulosporaceae. The record is from the annotation of a GenBank genome assembly.
GGACAACGGACGAAACCGAAUGGAAACAAGCUCAAUUGCGUUCACGAACCUACGAACAACAUAACAUGUUAUUAAAAGCAUUUUCACCAGAGCAGACGGAACGAUUCGAGGUGUACAGGCGUUCCGCUUUAAGCAAACCAAAUAUCAAGAAGCUCGUGAGUAGCAUUUUUGGUUAUUCUUGUUCAAACAAUAUUUCAAUCGUGGUAGCCGGUUUUUCAAAAAUCUUUAUUGGAGAGAUCAUCGAAAAAGCGCUGGACAUUAAAAACGAAUGGGGAUCUGAAGGGCCAUUAUCACCUGAUCAUAUACGAGAGGCAUUUCGAAGAUACAAAAAAGAAAACAAGUUUACUCUUCACAAUUGUCAAAGGAGAUUACUUCGUCAUUAA